Messenger RNA from Paramisgurnus dabryanus, 2186 nucleotides. Its product is annotated as kelch domain-containing protein 2. NCBI's taxonomy places the organism in Eukaryota, Metazoa, Chordata, Actinopteri, Cypriniformes, Cobitidae. Gene Ontology annotation, molecular function: protein binding. The record is from RefSeq and is a predicted model, not a curated record.
UUAUAUUAUUAUUUUAUUUCUCUUUUUUAUACUUCGAGUAAAGUACAGUUCAUUUUGCAUCUUAGUGUUUUUCAUAAUAUUUUCAGCCGACCAGGAUUUAUAUUUCAAGUAAUUUCCUAUGAAGGACCAUUCCGACCAUUAAAUACAUAAAUAAAAAUUAAAUAAUGUAAACAUCGGUUUACAAAAUGUACAACUUAUUUUUAUCCUCUCAAUUUAUUUUAUAAUAAUUUAAGCAUUUCUUUUCUUCAUAUUUACUAAAUAAACUAUAUAAAACUAUAUAAAGUAUGUUUAUUAUGUAAAAUGUUAAUUGGUCGUGGCAGAUCGUUAGACACAGGAUGUGAUAAAUGUGAUGGGAUGUGACAGGUGUGCCGUCUGACUCUGCAGGCCUAAACACAACUACACUGGCGGAGACUCACUGAACUUUAAGACCACAACAACAUGGCUAAAAUCAACUUUUAUGUCAUUUGGUCCUUGCGCGAAGCACCUCGGCAAUUUAUACGACAUGUGAACCGCAUGAUGUACCAGGUUCAGAUGCCGUUGCCUUUACCGAAGCACCUGAUACUGUUCGCUAUAGGCGACUGGUCAAACUUCUCCAGUGAUACUGAUAUAUCUGUGGAGGUUCAGUUGGGUCCUGAGGUCAAAUCACAGAUCAUCGGGUCUCUGUCACCUAAUUCUAGGUGUCUAAUUUGGCAAGGAGUGUGGACUCCUGAACUUCUUGCUGAAGCCACACACAGAGGAAGAAGAGGAGUUUAUGCCAAAUUAGUGCUUAGCAUUAAUGGACAGGUGAGAGCCAGUUUUGUCAGCAGCACUCCACGGGUGACAAGAAAACAGCUUUUGCUGAACCACUCGUCCAAUCCAUCCAGCACUCUUCUUAGCAGCGGAGAGAGUCAUGAUAUUACUCAAAGAUCACCUCCUGAGGGAAGCGUCAGCUGUAUGGAGAUGGAAAAAAGCAAAGUGGAUAUGCAGGAUAGCACACUGUCCAACAUUCACGGUGUGUGGCCAUUGGAUAAAACUCCGAGACGCACGGUUAUAGGGAUAAAGGAAUGCAUUUGGAGUUCUGAAGAACUUGGAAGCAUUCAGGAUCCAAGGCGAAUUUCGAGCCCCAAAAAGCGCAAGCUGUGUAAAAUGCCUGCAGUAGAUUUUGAGGAGGAAACUGCCAUCAAACGUGUGAAGAGUUACAGGGCUGAUUGUCCAUCAAAACGAUGGAGACAUGCAAUGUGUUUGAGUGAUCCUGACACAGCAAUUCUGAUUGGUGGAGGGACUGAUGACGAGGCCAGUUGUAAAGACUCUCUAUGGAAAUUAGAGAUUGAUAGUGAUUUUUGGUUUCCCAUGGAUACCUCAACAUCUGGGGUCAGUCCACCUAGCUCUCGAGGACACUCUGCAACCUUUGAUCCGGAAUCCAAAGUUGUCUAUGUGUAUGGAGGUUUGAGAGACGGCCAGCGCUACAGUGAUGUAUAUGUCCUGGACACCAUAACAUGGAAAUGGAAGCUUGUUCAUGCGAAAGGAAAUAUACCAUCUCUGGCAUAUCACAGUGCCAAUGUUUAUAAGAGUGAGCUGUACGUAUUUGGAGGGGUGCAACCCAGCAAAUGUCCUGAAGGGAGGAAUUGCAGUAAUGCAUUAUAUAUCUUUAACCCUGAACACGGUCUGUGGUAUCAACCCAUUGUGGAGGGUGAUCGUCCUUUACCAAGGUUUGGGCACUCCACCACGCUGCUGUCUAACAAACUGAUCAUUUUUGGUGGGGGAAAUACUGCAGCUUACCUUAAUGAUCUUCAUAUUCUGGAUCUUGGUUUCAUGGAAUAUACUGCAGUCAAGUACGAAAACCUGCCACCACUGGCCCGUGGGUUUCAUGCUGCUCUGCCCGUGUCUGACAACAGGGUGCUGAUCAGCGGAGGCUGCGGUACUAUAGGGGUCUUACAGGACCUUCAUCUCUUUAACAUAGACACUAACACAUGGACAUCAGUGGUGUCCCCUUGGCUGUGCUCAAAGCCUCGAGCAGGACAUAGUCUUAUCAGCCUGGAAUGUACAAAGGGUUUAUCUUUAGACCAGAAGAACGUAAGGAACCGCCGUCAUAUCAGUCCGUCCCAUCAGUGCACCAUUCUAUUAUUUGGAGGAUCAGACUGUUCUGGGACAUUUUACAAUGACACUGUCAAAUGCACGUUUGAACUCCCUAUUUAGGGUCAGAAACA